Molecule: messenger RNA, 3018 nt
Organism: Liolophura sinensis
Lineage: Eukaryota; Metazoa; Mollusca; Polyplacophora; Chitonida; Chitonidae
Exons: 2
Coding region: 187-1503 (438 amino acids)
Source: RefSeq, a predicted model, not a curated record
AAAUCAUAUAUUUCUGAGCAUGUUACAGGGUGGGCUAGAGUUUUUCAAAAUGACCGGCGGUUCAAUGGGGUUGUCCAGUGCAUUAAUCCGCUAGGGGGCGCAAGUGUCUAUGAGUUGUUGACUUCAACAAUGGCGGACGCAUUAGGCAGUAAACACGAUGAGUGAUAGCGAGUGAACUCGGUGAUAAUGCCACAGUAUCGCUGUGUGCCUCAGUGUAAAAAUGCAUCUGCAGGCCAUACUUUUCCGAGAAACAAGCUGUUAAGACAAAGGUGGAAUGUGGCGAUAAGAAGGAUCGAUCCUGUUACUAAAAAGGUGUGGGAGCCAGGUCCGUGUGAUCGUGUGUGCGGGGACCACUUCACUGAUGCCGACUACUUCGAGAGCUCAUAUCUAGGAAAAAGAAAGAGGUUAAAGCCAGAUGCUGUGCCCUCCAUCUUCAAAUUUUCUGGUGCUCUGUCUGCAUCGUCCUUGCGAAGGAAGUUAAGGCAUGAGAAGAAGACAAUUUCUCUUGACUGUGUUGGAAGGAAUGUCAUAGCAGACAUUGGAAAUGAAGUUGAGCUUGAAACAGAAUCUCCAGAUCCAGACAUUACAGCUGAAGAACCGAUUGAACUCACACCAAAAUCCUGUGAUGCUGCAGUAGAAUGUAGUCUUCUGUCAGAUUUUGACUGUAGAAUGUCUGUGCGUAAAUACGAGAACAAUCCAAGAGCUGUUCAAUAUUACACAGGGAUGGAUGAUUACAAUCAUUUCAUGUUGAUAUUUAAUCUACUGUGCCCAGCUGUCUAUCAUCUAGAUUUUAAGUGCACACUUUUAGAGCUAGUGGAUCAACUCUUUUUAGUUUUAAUGAAACUGAGACAAGCCAAAGAAGACAGAGAACUUAGCAUUUUGUUCAGCAUUAGUGAAAGCACAGUUUCAUUCUUAGUAAACAAGUGGAUUAACUUUCUUUACUUCCAACUGAAAGAAAUAAGUUUGUGGCCACCAAAGUCUGUUGUUCAACAAACUAUGCCAAAAAGUUUUGCUAAACAGUUCGGGUCAACAAGAGUUGUGUUAGACGCUACAGAGGUACCUAUUGCCAAACCAGCUCAUGUGAAUGCUCAGAGUGUGACAUUCUCCACUUACAAAAACAGGAAUACUUUGAAGACCAUGAUUGGAUGUACCCCUCGCGGGCUAGUUAGUUUUGUAAGUGAAAGCUAUGAAGGUUCUGCCAGUGAUAGACAGAUCAUAGAAAGAUCAGCUUUACUUAACGGAGAUAUGUUUAGUCCGAACGAUAGCAUCAUGGCAGAUAGAGGGAUUUUAGUUCAAGAUCUUUUUGCCAAUCAGGAUGUGUUUGUAAAUACCCCAACAAUGUUAAAGGGAAAAUCACAGUUGGAGCCAACUGAUGUCAUACAUGACCGACGUAUUGCCUCAAAACGAAUACACGUUGAGAGGGUUAUAGGCUUGGGCAAAACCUUCAAAAUUCUUCGGAAAGAACUUCCAGCAAGCCUUUUCUUCCCUUUUUUUAUAAAAUAAAACUUAAAAUUUAAAUAAUUUAUUGAAUUCUUUGGGGGUAUUUUGGGUGUGUGUGGACAGUAUCAAGAUAAUUUCAAGGUAUUCACCCAUACCACGAUUUGUUUGAUACUGCGGGAUAAGGCCUGGCUGGAAUGCAGCGACCUGGAACUUGUCUACAGAAAAGACUGGACCUCAAAUUAUCAUAGAUGUCAAAAAUAUAAAAUUAACUCACCUUUUUCUUCAUAGCAGCCUUAACAAUGCCUGUGAAAUACACGUCACAUUUUGUAAUGUGUGUGCUGCAGGCUGUAAUACGCUGGCUUUCGACUAGUCUCUUUCCCUUCUCAAGAGCUUUCAAAUCCUGCGUCAUGUUGUUGUCCACUGCAAUCCUAUAUUUGAAGUAACCUUCGACUUGUGUGGCAGUAACUUUUGGAAGCAAGACCUUAUGUUCUGGAACAAGUUGCUUGAAACCUUCCUUAGGCCAGUUAGGCACGCACUGGUCGGGAAGAAUAAUGGUGUUUUCACUUUGAAAAUUUCUGUUUCUGUCAUACGCUUCAAGCCUAUAAUUAACAAGGGCAGAAAAAAAAGAAUUAUCUGAAAACUGGGGAUAGGAACACUAGCAGAAGUGCUGAUCAACAACCAUGACUUUUAUGGUUAUAUCCAUUUUUUUUAAAACCAUAUUUUCUUUUACCACGUGUACAACGUAGGCCUAGCUACAUGUAAAUUACAACAACAACACCGACUCUGACACGUAUCUUUCAUGCCAAAACAGUGUGAUAUUUGAAAAACAAUUGCAUAAAACAUCAAACUAAAAGACUACAAACCUUUCAAUCAGUGCUUCCUUCCGACCUGACAAUGCUGCCCCUCUCUGCGAUAACUCAACUUUUAAUUUAGUCACUGUCCAGCCAGCAUACGUGGAAGUAGCCAUGUUGAACCACUACCAUUCAUGGACAGCGGCUCCCCCUGGCGGGAGAGUUUUGGCUGGCUAGCCUCAUUUACCCGCCUUAUUGGUUGUUGGCAUUGUUCACGGCUGCUGUUUGUGCUGAGCUCCUAACUUACACUAUGUGUGGCGGUUUGCUUUGGUUUACGUCUUCUAAAGAACUUUGAUUUUGUUGAUGAUGUGAAUUUGGAAUGGAAAAUGUUGAAAUUUGACCGCUGCACCGCCCAGGGUCAAUUAGUGAAUACUGAUGAUGAGAAUAACUUUGAUUUUGUUGAUGAUGUGAAUUUGGAAUGGAAAGUGUUGAAAUUUGAUCUCUGCACCGCCCAGUGUCAAUACCGGUACUAUUACUGAUUAUGAGUUUAACUUUGAUUUUGUCGAUGGUGUGAAUUUCAAAUUUAAAGUUUUAAAGUUUGACCUCUGCACCGCGCAGGAUCAAUACUGAUGAUGAGAUAACUUUGACUUUGUUGAUGAUGUGAACUUUGAUAUUCAACUGUUGUUUGAAUGCUUGAUUUGAGGGCUUGUCAUUGUCUUGUCGACAGCCCGACUUAAAAUGAUUUGACCUCUGCACCGCCCAGGGUCAAGACUCAUAACAACCAACC